This is a messenger RNA of Quercus lobata, 777 nucleotides long. RefSeq names its product Disease resistance-responsive (dirigent-like protein) family protein. Bases 211 to 774 code for a protein of 187 amino acids. The record is from RefSeq and is a predicted model, not a curated record. The transcript has a single exon. Lineage: Eukaryota; Viridiplantae; Streptophyta; Magnoliopsida; Fagales; Fagaceae.
UUUGGAUUUUAGCCAUAAGGUUCCACUAACUCUUCAGGAAAGCAUGCAGAUUCAUAAUUGGUUUAGGUUUACCAGUUUUGGUAUUGGAAGAGUGGAUUAGGUGGCCAAAACCAUUAACAAUGAGGAGCAAGUUUAUCUCACCUAUUGAAGUAUUAAAGUGAUCUUAUAGAAACCAAAUUCAAACCCCAACUCCAAUCUCGUUGGUGCAAGAUGCUUCCUAGAGUCAUAUUUUGCACAACAGUUUCCUUAGCCAUACUGGCAGUCAUUCUCUUGGCUUUGCUCUCUCCCAUGUCCCACAAAAAGCCAUCAAAGAAUAACACAAAACCACCUUGGCUAGCCUUGUCUUUGUACAUACAACAACCACAAGUUGCAAGCUCCAACACUCAACCCGUGACAAAAUCAGAUGAUGCUGAAGCCUUUAUUUUCCAUCGUAUGCUAACAGAGGGACCAGAAAACACUUCCAGGGUUGUGGGAAAAGCCCAGGGCUUCAUAGUUCCUGUGGAACAGUUUGCACACUCGGCUUUCAAUAUCAUAUAUCUGAGCUUUGACACUAAAGAGUAUUCAGGUAGCCUUAGUGUUGAGGCCAAGCAUGUUGCUCAUAAGGACAGAGAAGAACUCACUGUGGUAGGUGGAACUGGGUCUUUUGCUUUUGCACGUGGGUUUGCUGUUUUUGCACAGGCUGAUCAUACCCAAUUACCAACUGAUGUGGAUGCAUCAACUUACCACGUAAAACUUCAACUUAGAUUUCCUAAUCGAUCACAAAUAAUACCAUGAUGA